UUGGUAAUCUUCAUAUAAAAAAUAUUUGCCUUACGGCUAUGGUUUGUCUAUGGUUCGUUAAGAGAACAUGACAGUUACCCUGCCUCCCUCACCUCAUACUUCUUUCUUAAUUGACAAUUGCCCGACGCCAUGUUUGUAUAUGAUAUGUCAAAUGAAAGUGACAAGUACAACAGCUGUCAAAAAAGAUUCCCGCCGCUCCUCAUUACAGUUUUGAAGUUGAUCGAGUGAAGUUUUGCGUUGAUUAAAUUCCGUAACUUAUCCUCUCAGUUUCGAAGCAGUAAUAAAUAUUUGUGCAACAUGUUCAACCGGUGUUGUGUUGUGGGUUGUGCAAGUAGGCGAAAGGACGUCAAUUUAUAUAGAUUUCCAGGCAGUGAGACAGGACUCCAAAAGUGGUUACAGUGCAUUAACUGUGAAAGAUUGCGAAGUUUGAAGAUAGAAGAACUUAGAAAACAACACGUGUGCCAAAAGCACUUUGAGAAAAUUUUUCUUGCGUCGUCUCCUUUGAGGCAGCGUCUCCGUGUUGGUGCUUAUCCGACAUUAUUUUCUGAAAGUGAAAUCAACAGUGGCAUUCCUCAAAACCUUCACACUGACACCACUAGCCAUCUACAAGAUCAUGGUUAUUCAAGGAAAAGAAAGCACAAUGAUCAUACAUAUUGUAAGAUUAGAGGUGCUACUGAGAAUCAUAUUAGGAUGGACACCGAAACUGGUAUUAAGCAAUCUAGCAACAACAUAGAAGACAAUAAAGAAGCAGCUUUGCCUUCUACUUCUCAACCAUUAAAUACAAAGGAUGGAGAUAUUCACUUCAGGCCUCUUACAUCAGUGAGAAGAAGGAAGCGUAUUAUAGCUCAGAAGAAGUUACUUUCACCAACAUGUGCCAAACUUUAUUCUGAGUAUGUUAAGUCUCAAAAGCAGUUGGCAUAUCAUGUAAGGGCCCGCAGAGCAUUUAAAUUUUCAAAAGAAAAAACGUUUGAAAAAUUAACUGAAAAUUUGAAUCCAUUUGCCAAAAAAGUUUUAUGGAUGCAAAUUAGACAAUGCACAAAAAAAGGUAAAGGGAGACGAUUUUCUCAUGAAGAAAAGCUCAUUGCAUUAUCUGUAAUGAAACAAAGCCCAAAAUGCUACAGAUUCUUGCAAAGAAUAUUUAUUUUACCUUCAAAGUGCACGUUAAAUAAACUUGUAACUGGUUUGGAUAUAGAGACUGGGAUCAAUACUCAAGUAUUUGAAGCAAUUAAACAGGAGGUUAAAACAUGGACAGAAAAAAAAAAAUAUUGUUCAUUAAUAUUUGAUGAAAUAGCCCUAGAGUCAGCCUUAACCUAUGAUAAAAAAACAGAUUCAAUAAUAGGGCUUGUAGACCUCUUGGAAAAAAAAAAUGAACUUGCAGAUCAUGCAUUAGUAUUUUUAUUAAGAGGAGCAAUUUAUAAAUGGCAACAGCCUCUGGCAUACUACUUUUGCAAGGGGGCAGCAUCUGCAGUUGAAUUAAAGGCAAUUUUAGUAAAAAUUAUAAAUGAAGUCAGUGACAUAGGAUUGUUGCCAAUUGCUGUUGUCUGUGAUCAGGGUACAGCAUUUCAAUCAGCCCUAAAUAGUCUACAAGAAGACACACGGAGAGAACAAUUGAUUAAAGGCCAAAAAAUUGAUAAUGUUAUCUCCCUCAAGGGACAUGCAAUCAGCAUAAUUUACGACCCACCACAUCUCAUAAAGGGGCUAAGAAAUAAUUUUUUGACAAAAAAUAUAAAAUAUGAAAAUAAAAUUUCUAAAUGGGAUGAUAUUAUAGAUAUAUAUAAAACUGACUGCAACCACGCACAGAUGAGGCUGUUACACAAGUUAAAUGAUGAACAUGUGAUUCCAGAGAAAAUAAAAAAGAUGAAGGUGAAAAAUUGUGUAAGAGUUUUUAGUAAGACAGUGGCGGCCACUUUACUCUACUCUGCCCAAUUUUGUAAGUUGACAAUUAAUUAUGGCAACUUUUAUAACUUAUGUAAGAGAUAAAUAUUAUUAAUAUAUGUUUUAUUACAGCUCAAUAUGCUGAUGGAACACAAGUAAGCCCAUCUUUAAGCAACACAGCCGAAAUGGUAUCGUUUUUCGAUGACCUCUUUGAUUCGGCAAAUGGGACAAGUCUUCCAAAUAAAAAAAAUAAGGGUAAACCUUUAAGGCAAGCCAUAACACCCACUUCUAGUCAUCUAAAAUUUUGGGAAGGGGCAAUAAAAAAACUUAACUCUAUAAGAUUUGUGGAUGGCAAAACUAACAGAGAAACAUUUGUGCCCUCUCUUAGAAAUUGGAUUACAACCAUCGAGAGCUAUAAAAGACUGUGGAGUUUUUUUAAAAUAAAAGGCAUCAAAAUUAUGAGGACCAGGUUUUUCAAUUCUGACCCAAUAGAAAAUUUUUUCGGUCAAGUACGUGCUUAUAACAGUAGAAAUAUUAACCCUAACUGUUACACAUUUAGAAACACCUUUAAAUCACUGUUAAUCACAAGGUUUAUUAAAU
Messenger RNA from Manduca sexta (tobacco hornworm), 2475 nucleotides. RefSeq lists its product as uncharacterized. The transcript is spliced from 7 exons. Gene Ontology annotation, molecular function: sequence-specific DNA binding. NCBI's taxonomy places the organism in Eukaryota, Metazoa, Arthropoda, Insecta, Lepidoptera, Sphingidae. Bases 298 to 1980 code for a protein of 560 amino acids. The record is from RefSeq and is a predicted model, not a curated record.